Molecule: messenger RNA, 1189 nt
Organism: Chara braunii
Lineage: Eukaryota; Viridiplantae; Streptophyta; Charophyceae; Charales; Characeae
Source: the annotation of a GenBank genome assembly
GCGGGCCACUCCGCAAUAGCAGUGAUCUUCGCGUCGAUCAUGUGGAGACCCUGGUCAGACACAUAGUGUCCUAAGAAAUCCACUUUGUGCUGGGCAAAACGUCACUUGCUUAGCUUGGCGUAGAAGCCAUGUCUGCGCAAGCGGUCAAGGACGUCGCGGAGGUGUCUAAGGUGCUCCUCAAGGGUACAACUAUAGACCAGGAUAUCGUCGAGGUAGACGAGAACGUACCGCUCCAGGAUGUCCCUAAAGAUGUCGUUCAUCGCCCUCUGGAAGGUAGCGGGUGUGUUGGUGAGGCCGAAUGGCAUCACCGUGAACUCGUAGUGGCCGAAUCGCGAUCGGAACGCGGUCUUCGGCUGGUCGGCUGCAGCGACGAGGAUCUGAUGCUCAUCGGAACGAGGCAUGGGGUAGCUGUUCUUAACCGUGUAGCGGUUGAGACCGCGGUAGUCGAUGCAGAGACGAAGAGUUUCAUCCACUUUGCGAACAAAGAGGACGGGUGCACCCUACGGGGAGUUGCUGGGUUUAAUGAAACCCAGUCUCAGGAGCUCCUCAAGCUGACGCUUGAGUUCGGUGGCCUCGGGGAUCAAGAGUCUGUAGGGUGCCUGGUGGUGAACACGAUAGUCAGGCACGAGCUGAAUGGAGUGCUCGACGUCACGCAUCGGUGGGAUGCCGGCGUACGAGAACGACGAUGGGAAAACGUUGUGGUACUCUCAGAUGAGGUCACGAACUGCGGGCUCCAAGUCAGCCGUAUAUCGUGCGAGUUCCUCAGCGUCAGCGUCAGCAAGCGACAGCGGGGUGGACUCGACGGACGGCGGAGGGACGAAAGUAGAUAUGGGAUCCAUGGAGAUAGAGGGAGGAUCUGGCUCCAGAGGGAUGAGCUCGGCGUCGGGACAGGGUGGAUUAUAGUGUAAGAGAUCCGUCACGUCCACCAUAAAGAAGGUGACGUUGUCCUGUCGAAUGAAGUGAGCGAACUGCCUAGGCGAGGUGACACUAAUAGAGGGAGAUGGUGUGGGCACUGAAGGCUCCAGGGGAGGAGGAUCGGGGCGUGGUGUCGCCGUGAUACCUAUGAAAGGUACGCGAUACGUCUGUCCACACUUCGUUUUGAGAACGAGAGUGUUGGUCGCCUAAUCGGCCUCGGUGCUGCGGAACCGACGAGACCACGGAGUGCCGAGAAUAAAGUCAUACCCCGUCU